This is a messenger RNA of Lindgomyces ingoldianus, 156 nucleotides long. RefSeq lists its product as uncharacterized. The transcript has a single exon. NCBI's taxonomy places the organism in Eukaryota, Fungi, Ascomycota, Dothideomycetes, Pleosporales, Lindgomycetaceae. The record is from RefSeq and is a predicted model, not a curated record. The annotation marks the transcript as partial.
GACACGUUGGAGAUUCUACUGGAAGCCUCGCCGAUCCAGGUGACGAAGAACCUGUAUACGGCGCUGUAUAGCUUGCGCUAUGCAGACCGUGAACGGCUGCUCUGGGUCGACGCUUUGUCUAUCGAUCUGACAAAUCUCGAAGAACGAAAUCACUAG